AUGUCCAUGUUCAACCGAGGCAAGAAGGGCAAGGACAAGAAGAAGGACAAAACCGCCGCCCCCGCUACCGCUGAUCCAGCCACCGCCGCUGACCCCCAUGAGGACCGCCUUAAGGCUCUGCUGGGCAAAAAGGAUAAAAAGGCCACUUCAGCAACUGACGGGCCCGAUUCCAAGGCCGCUCAACAGCUCGCUGACUCGGAGCCCGGAGAUCACCGGGCCGUUCUCACUCUCACCGUUCGAAAUGGCAAGUUUCUCGGUGAUGAUGACUCGGUCCAGCCCUACUUCUCUGUCGAGUAUCACGGUCAAGAGGUCCGGGGCUUGACCAAGCAAGGCAUGGACGCCGAGUGGAACCAGACGUUCUCCUUUGACAUGACCGCUGAGCACUGGCCCGUGCGCUUCUGGCUCUACGACGCCAGCGCCGAGGAUGGCUGUGCCCUGAUUGGUGGCG
Messenger RNA from Monosiga brevicollis MX1, 448 nucleotides. RefSeq lists its product as uncharacterized. The transcript has 3 exons. Lineage: Eukaryota; Choanoflagellata; Craspedida; Salpingoecidae. The record is from RefSeq and is a predicted model, not a curated record. The annotation marks the transcript as partial.